AUGUCCUUUAACUCUGCUGCUAAUACUACCGCCUCCUCUCUUUCUGCUGAAAGUCUAUCUUCCUUAGAUGCAAAUUCUAAGAAAGAUAUUUCAACUUUCAUAGAGUCUGAAAAUGCCAAGCAAAAAGUUCAAAUGUCUAUCCAUCAACUAACAAAUACAUGUUUUAAGAGUUGUAUUACGAAUGUUUCAGAUCCAGAUUUGAGUUCUCAAGAUCAACAAUGUUUAGCCAAUUGUGUUAAUAGAUUCUUAGAUACUAACAUUAGGUUAGUUAAAGGCUUACAAAACAUCCAAUGA
Molecule: messenger RNA, 294 nt
Organism: Naumovozyma dairenensis CBS 421
Lineage: Eukaryota; Fungi; Ascomycota; Saccharomycetes; Saccharomycetales; Saccharomycetaceae
Gene: TIM8
Product: protein transporter TIM8
Exons: 1
Coding region: 1-294 (97 amino acids)
Source: RefSeq, a predicted model, not a curated record